Coffea eugenioides is the source of this 1778-nucleotide messenger RNA. RefSeq names its product WD repeat-containing protein DWA2. Gene Ontology annotation, molecular function: protein binding. Gene Ontology annotation, biological process: protein ubiquitination. The transcript is spliced from 14 exons. Bases 172 to 1224 code for a protein of 350 amino acids. Lineage: Eukaryota; Viridiplantae; Streptophyta; Magnoliopsida; Gentianales; Rubiaceae. The record is from RefSeq and is a predicted model, not a curated record.
GCUUUCCUUAACAGCUGACGCAUUGAAAUUAUUUGCCGCGGUUCGAGUUGGAGGCAGGAAGGACUGGGACUAGGAGGAGGCCCCUGAAAGUGAAAGUGAAAGAGGGAAAGGCAGAUCGGAUCUAAAAAGCCAAAGAGCUGUUAUCUAUAGGUGGAUCGAUCGGGAAAAGCAAUGCAGGGAGGAUCGACGGGAAUCGGCUAUGGUCUCAAAUACCAGGCGAGAUGCAUUUCCGACGUCAAAGCAGACACCGACCACACCUCCUUCCUCGCUGCCACUCUCAGUCUCAAAGAAGAAAAUGAGGUGCAUCUCAUUAGGCUUUCUUCGGAUGGUAAUGAAUUGAUUUGCGAGGGUUUGUUUUCACACCCAAAUGAGAUCUGGGACCUCGCUUCUUGCCCUUUUGAUCAGCGCAUUUUCUCUACCGUCUUUUCUUCUGGUGAAUCGUAUGGGGCGGCAGUUUGGCAAAUCCCUGAGCUGUAUGGCCAACUGAAUUCCCCUCAAUUGGAGCGAAUCGCCUCUCUUGAUGGACAUGAUUCCAAGAUUAGAAGUGUGCUUUGGUGGCCAACUGGAAGGCAUGACAAGUUGAUUAGUAUCGACGAGCAGAAUCUUUUACUGUGGAGCCUAGACACUUCAAAGAAGACUGCACAGGUUCAAACUAAAGAAUCCGCUGGGAUGCUUCACUAUCUAUCUGGCGGAGCAUGGGAUCCACAUGAUGUUAAUGCUGUGGCCAUAACCUGUGAUUCAUCUAUCCAGUUUUGGGAUCUGCGAAGCAUGACGAAGACAAAUUCAAUUGAGCAUGCACAUGUCCGUAAUCUUGACUAUGACAUGAAGAAGAAAUAUACACUUGUAACUGCUGAUGAUGAGUCUGGUAUACACAUAUGGGACACACGGAUGUUGAAUUUUCCAUUCCUGGAGCUCCCUGGACAUGCACACUGGACAUGGACUGUUAAGUGUAAUCCUGAGAUUGAAGGCUUGAUUCUGAGUGCUGGAACUGAUUCAGCUGUGAAUUUGUGGCUUGCUUCUCCUCCUAACGGAGAUCAUUUAACGUCUGAAAGCUUGGAGUCACCAACUAGGCAGGUGGAUCCAUUGCUUAAUUCAUACACUGACUAUGAAGACAGCGUCUAUGGCCUCGCUUGGAGCUCUCGACAGCCGUGGAUAUUUGCGUCAUUAUCUUAUGAUGGGAGGGUGGUUGUAGAAUCUGUGAAGUCUCAUCUCCCAAGAAAAUGAAUGAAUCCAGAUGCUGUUUGGGAAGGUCUUCUUGCUUCAACUCCAGAAAACAUCCUUCUAUGGAAGUGUAAUUUUGAUGUUUAAUCUGAUGCGGCUCAUUUCGGCCAUGACAACCUGAGUGUCUUGGAACUCUGCAUUGAUUUGAUUCUGGUAUGGUAUAUCGACCUAUGCAAUAUGCUUGUCUUACCACCCCCUAUAUUUGAUUGUCUGUAGUUGCAGUUACACCUGUUGGAUCGCCUGUAAAAGUGUAGCUGGAUAACUUUUUUUUUAAGUUUCUACUGGGACUAGCCUGUGGGUCUUUUUUAUUCAAUUCGAGAGAAGUUCUAAUGGCUAGAAGAAAUGUUGUAUGUCGUCGUCUUAACGUUCUGGCCAGAUACCGAUCUAUUAUUAGGCGGGAACUGCUUGGAUGAUGGGCCAUCUUUUCCGCUAUCAGUGAGAGAAAUUAAAUACUACUCUUAUAAUUCAUUUCACAGAACCACUCACCCACAGACAGAAAGGAAAAAGAAAGAAAAAUUUUUGCCACGUAGACCUGUAAUAAUAUUUUGCUUGUGAUA